AUGAUUAAGGAGCGUGUUGAAGACCUUUUGAGGGAGCUUAACGAGGAUGCCUCACAGCUCUCAGAUGCCCUCGAGGUCACUGGGGAUCCCACUCAGCUGACCGCUUCCCAUAUCUCCAACACUCUGACCGAGGCGUGUCUCUACUCGGCCAACUUUCUCUACAGGAUCAAGUACAAAGACAUAUCCGAUGACUUCAAAACCUUUUUCGAGGAUAAAGAGAAAUAUGCUUUUUAUUAUUCCUCCAACCCCGCCUGCCUCCUCUGCCAGCUGCGGGACUACGCCUACGUCUGUUACCACCAGCUGGAGUUCCUGAAGUCGCAGUGUAAUCGGGGCGCCAGGCACGGUGGUUGGCAGGAUUAUGAGUACGGCAGUGGUCUAUCGUCUCCCAAGUCCCCCCUCAGGCCUUCUUGA
This is a messenger RNA of Babesia ovata, 411 nucleotides long. Its product is annotated as ribosome binding protein. The transcript has a single exon. Bases 1 to 411 code for a protein of 136 amino acids. The record is from RefSeq and is a predicted model, not a curated record. Lineage: Eukaryota; Apicomplexa; Aconoidasida; Piroplasmida; Babesiidae.